Messenger RNA from Lytechinus pictus (painted urchin), 5947 nucleotides. Its product is annotated as transcriptional repressor protein YY1-like. Gene Ontology annotation, biological process: regulation of transcription by RNA polymerase II. Bases 95 to 1285 code for a protein of 396 amino acids. The transcript has 5 exons. Gene Ontology annotation, molecular function: DNA-binding transcription factor activity, RNA polymerase II-specific; RNA polymerase II cis-regulatory region sequence-specific DNA binding. NCBI's taxonomy places the organism in Eukaryota, Metazoa, Echinodermata, Echinoidea, Temnopleuroida, Toxopneustidae. Gene Ontology annotation, cellular component: PcG protein complex; transcription regulator complex; chromatin. The record is from RefSeq and is a predicted model, not a curated record.
CGCGAGAAAUCGUGAGAUUUCUGUCUACGUCACGACCCCCUGCGAUGAUGAGACGAACUUGGCUGCCAAAACUGGAAGCAGAAGAAAAUCCAACAUGGACGCCGAAGAAGUUGACAUUGAGCUGCCCUAUAUUACGGCCAAAAUGGCGGCUGAUCCGGACAUUAUUAAUACUGCAAUUGAAUUACCUGUUCAAGAGGUGGAAAUAGAGAGCAUACCAAUGGAAAAUAUUGAGGGCAUAACGACUGAAAAUAUAGUUACAAUACCAGUACACGGAAUAGGACAAGUGGAAACGGUGGAAUGUGAAACUGUCGAUGGAAUUGAAUGUCAACCCAUCUCGAUUCACCAUUUAACAGAUCGUGAAGAAAUAGUUCUCCAGACUCGAGAGGAAAUCGUUGGAGAUGUUGAUGAUUUGACAGGUUCUAGUUAUAUAAUUGAUGCAGAUUCUGUCCCUGUUCCAGUACCAAAUUCAGACUUAUCUGACGAAACAUUAGCUGGUCCAAGCAGACGGAAAAAGGGGAAGAAAAAUUCGCGAACGAGAGUCUUGGCGAGUGGGGAGUUGUCUUUUGACUCAGAAAAGAACACCAGAAAAUGGGAACACAAGCAAGUUCAAAUCAAAACUCUGGAAGGGGAAUUUUCAGUGACGAUGUGGGCUUCAGAAGAGAAGAAACAGCUGUCAGAUGACCCAGUGACCCCACCUCAGCAAGUGAUAGCACCACCAGCUUGUCAUGACAGAUCUCUAGGCUUUGAGUGUGAACCACCAGACUACUCUGAGUAUCUGACUGGCAAGAAGUUACCACCCGGUGGCAUCCCAGGCAUUGAUCUCAGUGAUCCUAAACAGUUAGCAGAAUUUGCAAGGAUUAAACCAAAGAAGCCAAAAGAUGAUGAUGUACCAAGAACAAUAGCUUGUCCUCACAAGGGAUGUACCAAGAUGUUUCGUGACAAUUCAGCGAUGAGGAAACAUUUACACACCCACGGACCGAGGGUGCAUGUAUGCGCAGAGUGUGGUAAAGCCUUUGUUGAAAGCUCUAAACUCAAAAGACAUCAACUGGUCCAUACUGGAGAGAAGCCUUUCCAGUGUACAUUUGAAGGAUGUGGGAAGAGAUUCUCGCUGGAUUUCAACCUUCGCACUCAUGUGAGGAUACACACAGGAGACCGUCCAUACGUCUGCCCAUUUGAUGGCUGUAACAAGAAGUUUGCCCAAUCUACCAACCUCAAGUCUCACAUACUCACCCAUGCCAAAGCCAAACAGCAGCAACAGACUGUUGUAGUCACCCUGCCUUUGUGAAUGUAGUCAAGACAUCUGAGCUGUAAAAAGCUCUAUGUGAUGCAGUGCUCCCUAGCCUUAACCCACGUACCUAAUCAAGUGAUGAGGGAAUUUUUAAAGCUUUAUUAUUACCUAUAAUGUAUCAAUGACCCAGCAAACAUUGUUGGUCAGUGUACAUGUAUGUAUAGGUUUGGUGACUUAAAUGGUCUUUACAAAGUAAAGAUGUUCAUGUAUUUUAAUACUACUCCUAUAGUUUCGUUAUCUGUCCCUCUCUUUCCCCCUUUCCUCUUUCUACAUUGAAUUUCUCUGUCUCCAUUGAAUAUCCUAUAGAUGAUGACAACAGUAGAGGAACGCAUUUAACUGAUCGUCUAAUCAAUAGUUCAGUAUUGCACCUCGAAGUGUUGACUGUUAAGAUGUUUUCUGUCUAUAUCUGUCUACACUCAUCAGCUUUACAACAUUCACAAUUUUCUAUGGUGUUCUGCACAUCCCUUACUUGGCUGGCAAUGUACAUAUCUAUACAUAUUGCGUGACCUAUGGCUUAUCAGUAGCUGUCUCAUGUUGAAAUAGUAUCUCUUAGCACUCUUUCAAAUGGACUUAAAUUUGUAAAUAUACAGUUUGAAUUUGGUCAUGGAAAGUGAAUUGUAUAUCUAUGCUACCAGGUUCAUUAUUAGUAUAUAUUUUUUCAUGAAAACAUGGUUUGGGAAAUACAGUUUAUCUUAUCAUUAAGAUCCAAGAUGAUUUCUGGGGUAUUAAAUAACUCCGAGUUAUUGUAGUGCAUAAACCAGUCAAUGCUGUCAGACCUGGCCAAUUGGUGCAUCAUUUCCAUUCAUUUUAGAGCUGUUGCAAAAAAAUAUUUAUUAUGCUUUAAUUAAAGUGAUGUUUUAGGUAUGUCUUUAAUUUUUUUUUUUUUUUUUGGGGGGGGGGAUUGACCUUGACAAGUAUACAGAGACAGAGUUGUGCAUUUCACUACUUACCUGCACAGAUGUACGUGCUGUUAACAGUAUCAAAGUUAAAGAAAAUAUACAAUUUUGAACUACUGUAUUUGCUUAGAUGAUAUCUUUGUAAGGAAAACCAUCCACAUGUGUCAACAUGUUUCUGUUAUCAGUUUAUUGUAAUUCUACCAGUAAACUAAAGUAUAGUCAUAUCAUCCUUGUUAUGGCAGGAAUGUCAUUAACUAUUAUUUAGAAAUUCCUUGAUGCCUAUGAUUAGGCUUUCUUGAGUUUUAUUGGCCUUAGUCCUUGAUUAGGCAACACUGGAAUCCAUCCGAUGUGAUCGCAUUCCGGUAACAUUUUUUCCCUAUUCCGAUGUUCUAGUUAAUGAACAAUACCACAAUCCAUAUCUAUAAAUUCAGUAUAAUUUCUAAUGUAGUUUUUUUUUUCUCACCAUUCAGUAUAGAUCAUUGAGUUGAUUGUGAUGCAAGUACCAAGAUUUUAAAGCGCCCUCUGUGGCCGCAAAUGGUGCAUGAUAUGGUUACCAGCUUUGUGAGGCUGCAGUUAUGAGAGACACAUCAGAAACAAUACUGAGUGUUUGGUAGGAAAGUGAGGAUAUGCGACAUAAAUCUUGCUUUUGAUUUGUUUGAUAAUUUUUCAGAAAUAAAUUUUGUUGUAUAAUUAUGAUUUAAGCAUUUCAUUGUCAGGAAAAUUAGAAUCUGUAUUUUCUAUUCAAUUUUUUUGACAUGAUUCUGUCCUAACUUUUAUCAUUAAAAAUAUUGUAUUUCAUUGACAUUUCAGUCAAUAUGUAAAUGUAUUUGUGCUACAGAUAGGUUUUUAAUUUAACAAACUUUAUUCAAAUAUUUUUUUACUCUUUUGAUUAGUGAAUACUUAUAUUUUUAAAUGUUAACCUUCUUCGCAAUCAUGUGUUUUGUAUUUUGAUACCUUAUUUGAAAUGCUCUUGAAUUUCUGUGUACUUUGCAUGGUUUGAUUUUAAAAGAAUUUUCAACGAUGACUUUAAAAAUUGUGGAACAGCCCAUGUUUCUGAUAUAUAUUAUUAUUCAACUUCUGCCACCCCCCCCCCCCCAAAAAAAAGAAAUAGACAAUAGUUGCAGAGCUCAUUUUCUGUACAUAGCCAUUCAAGUAGAGAUUAAUAUCUUGGAUUGGUUAUGAAAUAAAUGUACGUUGCACUUGCAUUAUUGGACACUUCAUUGGAUGUACUUGUGUUGAUCAAGACUGAUAAUGAAAUAAAUAACAUCUUAUUUUUUGGUCGAUGAGUAACAUCCAUGAUCCCUUUUGUCCCAUUGUGCAAUUCUGAUAAGAGGCAACUUGACUGCAACAGGGGGGGGGGGGGGGCCAUUUCAUAAGCGUUUUGUAAGUGACACAUAACAUUACACGGAAGGUGACCAUCUCUUAUGCUUGAUGGGAAAUUUCAAUUUUCACUGUUUGGAGUGCACUUCCUAUAACCCUAAUCUAACUUUGAAAAAUAUUGCAUUUUGUAAUCAGAUGCUUAUUGAAAAUCAGAAUUUUGUUUUACAUAAAUUGUAUAUCAACUGUAGCUGAUGAAAAUAAUGUUUGGGAAUUUGAUUUAGCACCCAGAAAAUGCUCACCAGUGAUAUGUAAUAUAACUUCUUAAAAAGACUUUAUGAAACAUUUGUUGCAGUCGCUCAAUAUGCAAGAUGAUUUUACACAGGGUUGAAUAAUUACUUGUACUUCAAAAAAAGAAGAUUUUAAAUGUUUGUAACAAUCAAAGAACUAAAAUGAAUUAUUUUGGGUAACGGAUGUUGCUUUGGUAAUUAGUGCACCUGGUAUUGUAAUUGAAUACUGUGUUUGCAUUUGGUGAGGCUCAGCUGAAAGUCUGUUUCCACCAGAGAUAAUAUUUACUCAAUGAUGAUGCCCCAGUUCUCAUCAUAUUUUAUUUGUGUUUCUCAUGAGAUGAAUAUACACCUGUGAUCAAAGUGCAUAAUAUAUUCUUGUCAACAAGAAAAGUCUACAAUGUCUCACAUUUUUGUUUUGAAGGUUUACAUGUUUUCAUGUCUUCAGCAUGCUUGUCUUGAAUAGUUGAAGUAGACUUAUUUUGUUGUUUCUUUUGAAUCCAUCACAUUCACAUCCAUUUUCACCUACCAAAAUACAAUUAUGUAUUUGUACAUGUAGGAGGCCUAAUCAAUAUAAUGGUGUACGUGUGCCAUGUAAAUAGUGGUUAAAUUGAGACAGAAAGCCAACCUUUUCAUAACCUUAACUACAUGCAGCUAUUUGAGAUAAAAAUAAAAGAUAAUUCCCAUAUCAUGUUUUAAAGGUCAAGUCCACACCUGAAAUAUUUGAUUUGAAUAAAUAGAGAAAAAUCAAACUACCACAACCCUGAAAAUUUCAUCAAAAUCGUAUGUAAAAUAAGAAAGUUUUGACAUUUUAAAGUUUCACUUAUUUUUCACAAAACAGUGAUAUGCACAACUCAGUAACAUGCAAAUGGGACGGUCAGUGAUGUCCGUCACUCACUAUUUUUUUGUUUUUUAUUGUUUGAAUUAUACAAUAUUUCAUUUUUUACAGAUUUGACAAUAGGGACCAACUUAACUGAAUCAUAUAGUUUUAAGCAAUGCUAGUUCCACAUGUGCAUGGAGGAUCAAGCGUUGUUUCACUUGACAAUGAGGAGUAAAUUAGAAUAUUUCAUGUACAAUGUAAUAGAAUACAAAAGAAAUAGUGAGUGGAUGACGUCAUCAGUCUCCUCAUUUGCAUACCGACCAGGAUGUGCGUAUAACUGUUUUGUGAAAUUGAGAAAAACUUUAAAUUGUCAUAACUUUCUUAUUUUACAUCUGAUCUUGAUGAAGUUUUCAGUGUUUUGCUUAUUAGAUUUUCCUCUUUUUAUUCAAAACAACUUUUUGUUGGGGUGGACUUGUCCUUUAACAAUAAUGUAUUGUUUUUUAUUGGUUUAUUCUUGGAGAGAUUAUUGCAGCAUAAUUAGAAAGUAAAACAACAACAUCAAAAGCAAUAUCAUUGAUUGGUGGCUAGGCAAACAAUAUCUAUGUAAUUUUUUUUUUAUUCUCCACUCGUUUUAACCUCUAAAAUUAGGUGAAUUAAAGCCCAUGACUUAAUGAUAAAUACUUUGUUCUCAGAGUGAUGUUCUUUUGAUAAAUUUUAUUUCUGUUGAUGUUACAGUUUAGUUUUUAGUACAUGAAAAUACUGUUCAAUUCAAUUACCAGUGUCAAAACUGAAUGUUUUGCAGGUAAUACGCAAUUAGGUUCUCCAAUAUCAAAACAUUGCAUUAGAAGUAUGGUUGAUUAGGAUGAUGUGGUAUAGCAAAGACCUUGUCAUCUUCCUUUCCUAAUGAUAUUCAUGUUCAAAUGAUUCUGAAAGUAUACCUUGAGUGUACCAUUUAUAGUUUAACAACCUUAGGUUUGCUAUUUUUUUUAAAUGUAAUCUCAUUUACAUGUACAUGUAUGCACUUCCUAAAACUAGAACCCCAUCGGUAUUGUAUACAUUUAUCUGGGGAGCGUUUCAUCAACAUUUUCGUCCGACAAGUUGUCAGGUCUGACAACUUUCCUUGAUUAUGAUUGGCUGAGAGGCACUGUUACCAUAGUAACUGUCGGAUAAAACAGUACUUGUCGGAUAAAACGUCUGACAAGUCCUUUCAUGAAACGCUCCCCCGGUGUGAACCAGCUUUCUGUUGACUGGAAAGUAUAUUGAAAAUUUACCAACAUGACCAAGAAUAUGUAAUGAAUAUGUAAUGAUGAAUGAAAUAAAUGGAUGGCUCCAACAAUAA